This is a messenger RNA of Phytophthora nicotianae INRA-310, 4304 nucleotides long. RefSeq lists its product as hypothetical. Gene Ontology annotation, biological process: amino acid activation for nonribosomal peptide biosynthetic process. NCBI's taxonomy places the organism in Eukaryota, Oomycota, Peronosporomycetes, Peronosporales, Peronosporaceae. Bases 15 to 3449 code for a protein of 1144 amino acids. Gene Ontology annotation, molecular function: protein binding. The transcript has 3 exons. The record is from RefSeq and is a predicted model, not a curated record.
GAUUUCGAGAUUCGAUGGCCUUGUGUCAAUGUAUCCAAGAGUUCUGGAGGACGCAUGGAGAGAGUGAGGAGGUGGCGCUGGUGAAGAGUGACGGUACUGAGAGGAAGGAAGUGACGUAUGUGGAGCUGUCUCAGUGGCAAAAGGAGCUGAGAAUGGCGUUGGGUGGUGAUGAGUGGCUGAUAAUAGGGAUCAACUUGACCCCGUUCUCGAUUGAAGAGACGAUGACGAUGUUGCUGGUUGCGGAGGGGAGAGCGUGGAGCUAUGUGCCAAUUGAUAUGGAGUUGCCUCUGUCUCGACAGCUCUCGAUGCUUCAAAGUGCAGGCAUUCGACGCCUGGUAACGACGGCGGAGAGUCCAUUGGCCAAUUACUUUGGAAAAGAAAUGAAAGCGAGGGCAAUUAAGAUGACGUCAAGUUCGUUUAGACCUGUGCAAGUGGUGAAUUUACCGGAUAGCUUCCUUAAAAAUUCGGAGGUUGAGUGUAUGGGUCGGAGACUGAGAGAAGAGGAGAGUUUUGUAGCGCCCUUGUACGUGCUUUUCACGUCUGGAACGACUGGAGAGCCUCGAGGUGUCAUGGGGACGAGAACCGGUGCUUGGACAAGGUUGGAGUGGAUGUGGACGGCGUAUCCGUUUAUCAAGAGUGAACGCGUUCUGAGAGCUACAAAGUUGUCGUUUGUAGACUCGGUGUGGGAGAUUCUAGGUGCGUUCUUGAAACGCGUGUCACUGGUUCACUUUCAGCCUCCUGAGUCUGUUCAGCGUAGCAUGAGAAGUGUCGUGCUUGACAACAGUGCGCGGUUUCUGGAGGUUAUUCGCAGUGAGAAUGUGUCUCGAUUCACAGCAGUGCCGAGCGUUUUGGAGGUGCUACUGCUACAGACAACAGAGAAGGAUCGAAAAUCUGCGUUAAGUGGACUUCGCUAUGUGCUAAGCAGUGGGGAGUCAUUGCGUCUUCACGUUGUACAGCAACUUACAGCUAAUUUGCCAGGUGUGACGAUACUGAAUCUCUACGGUAGUACAGAGUUGAGCGGUGAUGUUACCUGUAUGGAGCUAAAAGCACCUUUCUCUUCUGCUCAGAUAGCGCUAUGGCAGGAAUACGGCAUCCCUAUCGCUAAUCUCGACCGAUACGGGGUGGUUGGUAGUGAUACAGCUCUCUUACUCCUACCGCAUGAUCGCGAUAACAGUGCCCAUGACUCAACAGUAGUUUGGCCCACGAGAUCAACUGCCUGUAGUGAGUACACAGAGGAGCCAACAAGAGGAAUUCUAUACGUCUCCGGGUCGCUUCUUACGUUUGGAUACGUUGGUGAUGAAGACGCUUUUGUAAACUCGGAUAAAUUACUGGGCCAUGAAGUCGAUACUGAGCCAGCAAGGCGAUGGUUUUGCACUGGAGAUAUUUGCUGUGUGAUCCAAGGCCAUCUAUAUUACUGUGGUCGUAAGGACAAUGCUGUAAAGAUUCACGGUCAGCGAGUGUACUUGGAGGCGGUGGAGCGUGCAGUGGCUGCAGCACGGAAAGAAAUUGAGAAAGAUACACAUUUUGGUGAAGAUCAUCAGGUUGUUGCGAUUACGAGUACAAAGGAAGUGAGCAAGUACGCGUUGAUUCAGCAGCAUAUCGUGGCUUUUAUUAUCUGUGACGACGCAAAUAACACGGUAACCCGACAUCCGCAGACGAAAACUCUAAAUGUUUGGAUAUCUGAGCGCUUCGGAGCGUUCCACGCACCUUUCGACGUCUUGCUGUUGCCUUCAAAGUCAGUGCCACGACUUGCGCAUGGAAAAAUUGACCGUCGAUCUCUUGAGAAAUUUUUGGAUUAUGACAAGAAUGAUAAUGCUCACUCGCUGGCAAUAUCAAGUAAGGGUGAUCGCUCAACAGAAGUUGUCGUUGCCCAGUCGUUGGAGGAGAUCCUUGGAGUCUCCUUGUCAACGUGCAUCUUUAAAGACAUUCGGGCUCGGACAUUUGCAGACAUGGGUGGGAAUUCACUACUGGCGACAUUGUUUCUGCAUGAACUCCGCCAAGUGUUUGGGACGUUGUCCAUAGCUGCGCAAGACUUGCUCGAAAUGACUAUUGAUGAAAUUCUGUCUGCCGUAAACGCCCAACCUAAGAAGCACCACCCUCAAAAACCCACGACAGAAAUACUGCAGCGCUCAAUGAAGCCAAGAUCUCGUACUACUGAAGAGCCAAGUGAUGAUAUCAAAUGCCGGAAGAGAACUCACCAUACUCAUCAACAAGGUAGGUUGAACUUUAUAUCUCGCUACAACCAAUCGUCUAUGGGCGUCAACAGCAUUUACCUGCCAGCGUGCUACUUCUCGCAAUCAAGGAGCUUAUCGUGGGAGUUGAGAUGUGCUUGGCGUGUGGAUUUAAGCAAAUGUAUUGAUGCGUCUCCACUCGUAGUACAACGUCGUGACCACAAUGGUGUACUCUCUACGUGGGCGAUUGUUGGAUCACAUUCGGGUCAACUUGUUUGCGUUGAUGUGUUGGCAGCUGGACGAGAAAUCUGGCGAGUUACACUUGAUGAUCGCAUUGAAGCGUGCGCAGCUCUAAAUGUCAAGCACGAGAUCGUAUACGUGGGGACGUAUAGAGGAACUUUAUUCGCUCUGGACUUGCAGUCUGGUAGAACUCGGUGGACUUUUCAAGCCAAGGGAACGAUCAAAGCUUCAGCCCUAGUGAUAGAAGAGCACGAAUUGGUUGCUUUUGGUGCAUACGAUAACAAUUUGUACGGUCUGGAUGUCGUUACGGGUCAAUUACAGUGGAUACUCGACGUUAGGGGCAGUAUUUUCUCGACUCCACUCUAUUGCAAUUGGCCGAAGCAGAUCUUUGUCGCGUCUACGAACGGAAAUGUCAUGGCUAUAAUGUCAACUUCUGAUGAUAGUUUUAAGAGCAUCAAGGAAAAUUGGAGACUGCAACUUCCUCUCCCAGUGUUUGCAGGGUUAAACACCGACUAUGAGUCCAAUAUUUUGCUUGCCGGGUGUGCAGAUGGGAAGCUUUACGGAGUCAAUAUGACGACUGGGGAUAUUCAAUGGCAACUUGCAACAGAUAAGCCGAUUUUCAGCUCGCCUUGUGUCUAUCAACCCGGUUCAGUGGUGUUUGGUUCUCACGAUGGGAUGCUGCGCAAGGUUAACUCCCGUACCGGAGAACUCGUCUGGGCCACCAACCUGAACGGUGCAGUGUUCGCAUCCCCGACGGUUGUUCGACUUAUUGCAGAGGAUGCAACUAAUCAAGACAGCGACUUGGUCUGCUGUGUGACCACCACUACUGGUCAGCUGUGCUUUUGCAACGAGCGAACAGGGUCCAUUAUUUACCAGACUAGUGACUCUUCUGGAGAAGCUCUCAGUGAUGCAAACAGUGCUGAGAGUAAUGAUCUAGGCCCGUUGUUUGGAUCACCGGUGCUUAUCGACAAUUGGUGUUUGUUGGGGACCCGAACGAAUUAUUUCUACGGGUUUGAGAUGGUAUCUACAACAUUUUAGCCUCCUUUUCGCCGAAGUUCCCGUUGGUUCUUGACUUCGUUCCAAGCGUAAAAAUUCCAGUCUUUAUCGGGAGUUGUUGCAACUGAAGAUGCACCGAAGAGCAUGAGUUCGUAUUUGGCCAGUUGCAGUCGAAAAGCCUGGUUUGGUUGCACUAUAUGGCGCUUACGCUUGACCAUGUUGUAAGCUUCUAGCAGCGGGAUCUUCUUGUCGAUCAUUAAAUAGGCAAUCAGAAGAGCCGGUGAUCGGGAAACCCCUACAAAGACAUCAACCGUAAGCGACCGGUUAGAGUAUAAAACACGUGAUCCAACACUAACCGGAAAUACAGUGAAUGAGCACGCGUCCUCGCAGUCGCUCGACUCGUUUGAUGAAUUUGGUGACAGUUUGAAAGUGAGGAAUCAGCUCUUCGUCCUGGGUAUCGUGUAGGCUCAGCUUGAGGUAGAUGAACUCGCCUUCGAAGCUGUUUCCAACCUGCGUGGCGCAGUUACAGAUGUGUGUGAUCCCUAACAUGUGAAGGAGUCUGCUAUCUUCUGCAUUCUCACGACUGCCUAGCAGUACGUGGUUCAGUAUCACUGUUGGGUCUUGGCAAGUAGCAGUCCCUAGCGUACGGCUGACGAAUUGUGCCAGUCGUCUAAAGAUCGAGUGUUCCUGUGCCAGAGCCUCCAUGAUCCGCCACUACAGAAAAUACAGUUAGAGUAUGGUUAGAGUACGCAUUAGAAGCCUGGCUUCACCUUACCUGAGCUGCCAUAACCGUAUCUUCUUCAUCUGGAUUCCUUUUGGAGUAUGCAACGAUCGACGUGUUACGAAUGCGUUCACCUUCUCGCUGCAGCUCAUGUCGACGCCCGAACUUUCGCGUAG